Messenger RNA from Mucor mucedo, 3371 nucleotides. Its product is annotated as leucyl-tRNA synthetase. Gene Ontology annotation, biological process: leucyl-tRNA aminoacylation. Gene Ontology annotation, molecular function: aminoacyl-tRNA deacylase activity; leucine-tRNA ligase activity; ATP binding. The transcript is spliced from 3 exons. NCBI's taxonomy places the organism in Eukaryota, Fungi, Mucoromycota, Mucoromycetes, Mucorales, Mucoraceae. The record is from RefSeq and is a predicted model, not a curated record. The coding region runs from base 17 to 3226 and encodes 1069 amino acids.
CCAAUAAUUUUAGAAAAUGGCAGCUGAAGCACCCAAGACUGCUAAGCGUGACGCUCUUCGUGCACUUGAAGGACAGGCACGUACCCUUUGGGACAACGAGAAGGCUUUUGAAGUCAAUGCCCCUACCGUUGAAGAACAUCCCAACCUUGAGGAUCUUCACCAAACUUACCCCAAGCACAUGGCAUGUAUGCCUUUCCCUUACAUGAAUGGUCGUAUGCAUUUGGGCCAUGCCUUUACUUUCUCCAAGGUUGACUUCUGCACUGGUUAUGAGCGUAUGAAGGGUAAGAGAGCUCUUCUCCCUCAAGGUUUCCAUUGUACCGGUAUGCCCAUCAAGGCUUGUGCUGAUAAACUUACUCGUGAAUUGGCUAUGUUUGGUAAGAACUUCGAAAAGUAUGAAGAAUUAGCUUUAGCCAACAAACUCGAAAAGACCGAAAUCAACAAAAAUGUUAAGAGUAAGGUUGCUGCCAAGACUGGUAACGUCACUUACCAAUUCCAAAUUAUGCUUUCUCUCGGUAUUGAUAUCACUGAAAUCCAUAAAUUCGCUGACCCCUACUAUUGGUGCGAGUUCUUCCCUCCUCAAACUAUCAGUGAUAUGACCGCUUUCGGUGCCAAGGUCGAUUGGCGUCGUUCUUUCAUCACCACCGAUGCUAACCCUUACUACGAUUCAUUUGUCCGCUGGCAAAUGAGAAAGUUGAGAGCCAUGCAAAAGAUUAAGUUUGGUGAGCGUUAUACUAUUUACUCUAUUGUGGAUGGUCAACCUUGUAUGGAUCACGAUCGUUCAUCUGGUGAGGCUGUUGGUCCCCAAGAUUAUACAGGUAUUAAGAUGAAGGUUCUUGAAUGGUCCAAGGCUGCUCAAGAUGCUCUUGCCUCUAGCGCCGAUGCCCUCAAGGGUAAGACCGUUUAUUUGGUUGCCGCCACUCUCAGACCCGAAACUAUGUAUGGUCAAACCAAUUGUUUCGUCGGUCCUGAUCUCAAGUAUGGUAUCUACCAAGUAAAUGAUAACGAAGCUUAUCUCUGUACUGAACGUGCUGCUCGUAACAUGUCCCAACAAAAGCUCUUUGCUUCCACUGAAAUCAUCAAGCUUGCUGAUAUUAAGGGUGCUCCCAUUGUCGGUACUAAGAUUCAUGCCCCCAUGAGUGUUUAUCCUGCUGUCUACGUUCUUCCUAUGGAGACUGUCUUGGCCACCAAGGGUACUGGUGUUGUUACCUCUGUUCCCUCUGAUUCUCCUGAUGAUUUCGCUACCCUUUCUGAUCUCAAGAAGAAGCCCGAAUAUUACCAUAUUGAACCUGAGUGGGUCAACGGUUUCGAACCCAUCCCUAUCAUUGACACCCCCAACUAUGGUAACCUCAUUGCUCCCAAGCUUUGUGAAAUCAAGAAGAUCAACUCCCAAAAGGAUAAAAACCAACUUGCCGAAGCCAAGGAAAUUGCCUAUAAGGAAGCUUUCUAUCAAGGUGUGAUGUGUUACGGUGAAUUUGCCGGUGUCAAGGUUCAAGAUGCCAAGCCCAAGGUCAGAGAAUUCUUGCUCAAGUCUGGCGAAGCUUUUGUUUACAACGAACCUGAGAGUCUUGUCAUGUCCCGUUCUGGUGAUGAAUGUGUUGUUGCUCUUUUAGAUCAAUGGUACAUUGAUUACGGAGAGGAGGAAUGGUUAGCCAAGACCAAGAAGUGUUUGGCCCAAUUGAACACUUACACAAACGAAACCAGAAAUCAAUUUGAAGCUGUUUUGGAUUGGUUGAACAAGUGGGCCUGUGCUCGUAGUUUCGGUUUAGGUACCAAGUUGCCUUGGGAUGAGCAAUUCUUGGUUGAAUCUCUUUCUGACUCUACCAUCUAUAUGGCCUACUACACCGUUGCUAACCUCUUGCACGGUGGCUCUGUCAACGGUCAUCAAGUUGGCCCUGCCGGUGUUAAACCUGAGCAAUUAACUGAUGCUGCUUGGGAUUACAUUUUCAAGGUCGGUGAAGCUCCUACUGACACUGAUAUCCCUGAAGCCACUUUCGCUGCUUUGAGACGUGAAUAUGAGUACUUCUAUCCUUUGGAUCUUCGUGCCUCUGGUAAGGAUCUUAUUCCUAACCAUUUGACCUUCUUCAUGUAUAACCACACUGCCAUCUUCCCUGAAAACAUGUGGCCCCAAGGUAUCCGUUCCAACGGUCAUUUGAUGCUUGACUCCAAGAAGAUGUCCAAGUCUACUGGUAACUUCAUGACCAUGAGUGAUGCCACUAUCAAGUAUGGUGCUGAUGCUACUCGUCUUGCCCUUGCUGAUGCUGGUGACACCGUUGAAGAUGCCAAUUUUGAAGAUUCCACAGCUAACGCCGCUAUCUUGCGUCUUUACACAAUUUUGGAAUGGUCUGAAGAUCAAGUCAACAAGGCUGAUGCUCUCCGUACUGGCGAAUUCAACUUUUACGAUAAGAUCUUUGAGAACGAGAUGAACAAGUUGGUUCUCGCUACUGAGACCGCUUAUGAAGCUACCUACUAUCGUGAGGCACUCAAGUAUGGUGUCUAUGAAUUGCAAGCUGCUAAGGAUGCUUAUCAAUUGGCCUGUACUGAAGGUGGUAUGCACAAGGAUUUGGUCUUCCGUUACAUCGAAACCCAAACUUUGGUCUUGUCUCCUAUCACUCCCCAUUGGUCUGAACACAUGUGGCGCAACAUCUUGAAGAAGGAUAGCUUGGUCGUUGAUGCUCGCUUCCCUAAGGCCACCGCACCCGUUGAUCAAUCUCUUGAUGAAGCUACCCGUUAUAUCCGUAAGACCACCAAAUCCAUCCGUGAUGCCGAACUCAACUUGAUGAAGAAGAAGAAGGGUAAGGUUGCUGUUAACGAGUUCAAGCAAAACGAGCCCAAGUCUCUCAAGAUCUUUGCUGCCACCAAGUUCCCUGAAUGGCAAGAAGCUUGUUUGACCGUUUUGAAAGAGAACUAUAACAAUGGUGCUUUUGAUGAUGUCAAGAUUCGUCAAGACCUUGGUGCUGCUGGCGUCCUCAAGAACAAGAAGGCAAUGCCUUUUGUCCAAGAACAAAAGAAGAUUGUCACAAGAGAUGGACCUGAGGCCUUUAACCGUACUUUAAUCUUCAACGAAGUCGAGACUCUUGAAAAGGCCAAGGAUGAGUUAAAGCGUACUCUUGGUUUCCACACCAUCUCUAUCUUGACUCAAGAUCAAUGUGCUGAAGAAGAUGCUAGAGCUGCCGAAAAUGCUGUUCCUGGUGUCCCUUCUUUUACCUUCAAGAACGAAGCUGCUUAAAUUAUAUAUAAAUCUUGCUUCCUCCCCCUCCUUAAAACGGCACCCUUUUUUUUUCGUUUCGUAAAUCAUAAUUCCCAAAUCUUGCAAAAAAUAUUUGUCCUAACUUUAAAAUAAAUUUUAUUAAUUCAAAUCUCACGCUAACAAA